CACACACACACACAUGAGAUUCCACUAUGCCAACAUAGCAUAGCUUCACCCGGUAAACAAACCCCCCUUUUUUCUUGCUCCUUUUUUCCUUCGUCUUCUUCUCUUCCUCCUACUCCUCCAUUCGUUCCUCCCUAGAACUAGACCUAUCAAACAAAUACCUACCGAUUAGAAAACAAACCAGCCAAGCAAGAGAUAGAUAGACAAAGGCAAAGCCAACCAACCUAUUCAAAAUGUCCACCAUCGACACCCUCAAAGACCGCACCACCCCCGUCUUCUCCCCCGACGACGUCACCGUCAUAUUCGUCCUCGGCGGCCCCGGCGCCGGCAAAGGCACCCAAUGCGAGCGCCUAGUCGCCCGCUACGGCUUCGCCCACCUCUCCGCCGGCGACCUCCUGCGCGCCGAGCAGAACCGCCCCGACAGCGAGUUCGGCGACCUGAUCCGGCACCACAUCCGGAACGGCCUGAUCGUGCCCAUGGAAGUAACAAUCGCCCUGCUCGAAGCCGCCAUGCGCCAGAUCCUCGACGAGACCUCGACCUCGACCGACGCCGCCGCCCAAGGCCGCAAGAAGGGCAAGUUCCUGAUCGACGGGUUCCCGCGCAAGCUCGACCAGGCGCUUAAAUUCGAGGAGGCGGUCGUGCCCGCGCGCUUCGUGCUGUUCUACGACUGCCCCGAGGCCGAGAUGGAGCGCCGGCUGCUAGAGCGCGGCAAGACGUCUGGUCGCGAGGACGACAACGCCGAGUCCAUCCGCAAGCGCUUCCGCACCUUUAUCGAUACCAGCAUGCCCGUAGUCGAUUACUUCGAGAAGCAGGAUCGCGUUGUCAAGGUCGACGCUCGUCUGAAGCCGGACGAAGUCUUCGCGAUUACCCAGAAGGAGAUCGAGAAGCGCCUCCACCUCUGAGUCUGAAUUGAGCAGGCUAUAUUUAGUUAGCUAGCUAGAGCUGGUCGUAAAGCGAAGCUUUAUUACUACGUUAGGUAGGCUUGUGAGCCG
Daldinia vernicosa is the source of this 989-nucleotide messenger RNA. Its product is annotated as uridylate kinase. The record is from RefSeq and is a predicted model, not a curated record. Gene Ontology annotation, biological process: UDP biosynthetic process; CDP biosynthetic process; 'de novo' pyrimidine nucleobase biosynthetic process. The transcript has a single exon. Gene Ontology annotation, cellular component: cytoplasm; nucleus. Bases 231 to 899 code for a protein of 222 amino acids. Lineage: Eukaryota; Fungi; Ascomycota; Sordariomycetes; Xylariales; Hypoxylaceae. Gene Ontology annotation, molecular function: ATP binding; UMP kinase activity.